CUUUGUUUCAUUUCUGAAAGACGCUAACUCUGAAGCUCCACAAGCAGCGGGGUUUGAAGCUCGCCGGAGACCAAGCAAGCCCCUCCGCUCCCGCUAAAAUUCCAACGUGGACUUCAGUCCUUGUAAGAAACCCUAAUAAACACUUGCAACUGAUUUCAUCAAAAUUACUUGCAAAUCAGUCCUAUUUCUUCACCAAAAUUCAGUAAUGGCUCCCGGUAUCCGAGGGCGGAAGCUAUCAUUCGAAAUUCUCAGCACCAAUACCUCCGGUCUCGAUGAAGAAACCAUUUUCCACAGAUCCAAUUCCGAUCCUUCCAUUCAGGUAAAUGUCGACUCACUGGCGUCUGAAUCCAAGCCCACUCAACGAAAACGCAAGAACAAAUAUUCGAGGAACAAGAAGAAGAAGAAUUUCUUUGAUUCUGCGAUUUCAGAGGAUUCAAUAGACCAAACUAGCUUAGAUUUGAGUCACUCUGUUCAACAGAAACUCGCUGCCUUGGAGAACGGCAACUGUACAGGACUGGAAGAGAGUUGGAGAAAUUGCAGGGUCUCCACAGUUGUCUGCGAUCAAAUUUGUAUACCAGAGGAGAACGGUUCUUCUUCAUCACUGCAUUCACUUGGAGAAGUAUCAGGGCAUCAGAAUUUGCAAAAUUCUGAUGGCUACAUGGUUGCGGAGCUGAGGCAGAGGAAUGUGUCUGCAAUUUGGAACGGCGAGGUUUUAGGAACACAGGAUGAUGAUCAGAAUGUGCCUCUGUCACAAGAGAGCGGCACUGGUGCUGAGGAAGACCAAGACAAUCUUUUAUCAAGUAAACUUCAAUCUGAACACAAUGGUCCAACUAGGAAGUUAGAUACUUCAGAAUCACUUGAUUGGAAGAAACUGCUGGAACAAGAUGCAAACUAUUCACCAUUAGUGGAGAAAUCACCACUGAAGUACUUCAUGGAAGAAAUGUCUGGUGGAAAUUCAUUAAGGAGCACAACAACUUCUGGCAAUGAUAAAGAACGAGAAAGAGUAUAUGAUACAAUGUUUCGGUUGCCAUGGCGAUGUGAACUGCUUAUAGAUUUUGGCUUCCUUGUCUGCUUGGAUUCUUUUUUGUCUUUGUUGACAAUCAUGCCUAUAAGGAUGCUUGUGAGCUUCUGGAGAUUUUUUAAAUUAAGGAAGUUCGAGAGGCCUUCUGUGGCAGAGCUAUCAGAUUUUGGUUGUUUUAUUGCACUUGUUUGUGGAGUUGGUCUUUUACAGCAGACAGAUAUCAGCCUGAUAUAUCACAUGAUCCGUGGUCAAGGAACAGUCAAACUUUAUGUUGUUUACAAUAUUUUAGAGAUUUUUGAUAAAUUAUGUCAAAGUUUUGGGGGAGAGGUUCUGCAAACAUUGUUUAAUUCUGCGGAAGGACUGGCAAACUGCCCUUCAGAAAACAUGGGCUACUGGACAUGGAGAUUCAUCCUCGAUGAGACACUAACUUUGCUCUCUUCUAUUGUUCAUUCUUUUAUUUUAUUAGCUCAGGCCAUUACAUUGUCAACCUGUAUUGUAGCUCACAAUAAUGCCUUGCUAGCUUUGCUGGUGUCCAACAAUUUUGCUGAGAUAAAAAGUAAUGUGUUUAAACGUUUUAGCAAGGAUAAUAUUCAGAGCAUGGUCUAUUAUGAUUCAGUGGAGAGGUUCCACAUUUUGGCAUUUUUGUUAUUUGUGUUGGCUCAGAAUAUCCUGGAAGCUGAGGGCCCCUGGUUUGAAACUUUCGUUUCUAAUGCUCUAACGGUUUAUUUCUGUGAGGUGAUUAUUGAUAUAAUAAAACAUUCUUUUAUUGCUAAAUUCAAUGAUAUCAAGCCCAUUACAUAUUCGGAGUUUCUUGAAGAUCUAUGUAAACAGACUCUAAACAUUCCAGCGGAAAAUGAGAAGAGAAGUCUCACCUUUAUACCACUGGCACCCGCUUGCGUGGUGAUCAGAGUGGUAAGUCCUGUAUAUGCUGCUCACCUUCCUUAUGGUCCGUUUGCAUGGAGGGUAUUUUGGAUGUUGAUUUUAUCUGGCAUGACUUUUGUGAUGCUUGUGACACUUAAAAUAAUGAUUGGCAUGGGCCUUGAGAGACAUGCCAGAUGGUACAUAAAGAGGUGCCAGAAGAGAAAACUUCACUCAGACUGACUGACGACUAAGCGCUGCCCCGCCCCCAAAUCACAUUUUUAAUUUUAUCUGCACAAGAUCGGUUGGCUUGAACUGGAGAAGCUAAAGUCGGUUGUGCUCAUGAAAAUGUCACACCCAAAGUAAAUAGGAAAAACCUUGAUUCAUUACUUACUUGGUGAAAACUCAUUUUUGACUCUUCCCAUAUAUAUUUUUUUCGAUUAUCAGAACAACCAACAAUCAUGUGUCCUGUGUCAUUUCUCUUAUUAGUGUACCUUCUUUUUCAUACUAGUACAA
Impatiens glandulifera is the source of this 2395-nucleotide messenger RNA. RefSeq names its product protein POLLEN DEFECTIVE IN GUIDANCE 1. Lineage: Eukaryota; Viridiplantae; Streptophyta; Magnoliopsida; Ericales; Balsaminaceae. Gene Ontology annotation, biological process: maintenance of protein localization in endoplasmic reticulum. Bases 206 to 2122 code for a protein of 638 amino acids. The record is from RefSeq and is a predicted model, not a curated record. Gene Ontology annotation, cellular component: endoplasmic reticulum membrane. The transcript has 11 exons.